AGAUUUGUAUAUGGCUGAGUUUCGUCAUUAAUAUUCAAGGAGAGAAGGAGAAUGGCAUCCAAACACUUUGUCCUAGUCCAUGGUGCAUGUCAUGGAGCCUGGUGCUGGUACAAGCUCAAGCCCUUGCUCGAGUCCGCUGGUCACAAAGUAACCGCCAUUGACAUGGCAGCAUCUGGCAUAAACCCAAAGAAAAUUGAGGAAGUGUGGACUUUCGACGAUUAUAAUGCCCCAUUAAUCAAUUUUAUGAAAUCUAUCCCUACCGAUCAAAAGGUAGUGUUAGUCGGUCAUAGCCUAGGAGGUCAAAAUUUGGCUUUUGCCGCCGAUCAAUUCCCCGAGAAGAUCUAUGUUGCUAUCUUCCUCACGGCUUUAAUGCCCGGUUUUAGCCAUAGGCCAUCCUAUGUCAUCGAUCAGUUCAUAGAGAGAACUCCAACUUGGCUAGACACCAAGCUUGAACCCUAUGGUCCACCUAAUGAGAAUCACAUCUCAAUCUUGUUUGGGCCUGACUUUCUGACUGAAAAGCUUUAUCAAUUGUGCUCACCAGAGGAUCGAGCUUUGGCGUUAGCAUUGAUGAGGCCUAGCUCCCUUUUCGUGGUGGACUUAGCCAAGAAGAACUUGUCUAAGGAAGGGUACGGUAUAGUUCCACGGGUCUAUAUUGUUUGUAAUGAAGAUAAAACAAUAACAACUGACUUUCAAAAGUGGAUAAUUGAGAAUAUGGAAGGUGUGAAGCAGGUGAAGGUGAUGGACGGCAUUGACCACAUGCCCAUGUUAUCAGGUCCAAGCGAUCUAUCCAUCCAUUUGCUUGAUAUAGCUGCCGAGUAUGGUUAAAUAUUGCUUGUUUCGGUAAAAUAAAAUAAUGAUUAAAAUAUCAAAUUGUAUUUUCCCCCAAAAGUAAAAAAAAAUAAUGUUCCCAUUAUGCUUGAUAAGGUUCCAAUUCAAUAAAUUGAGUUUAUUUGAAAUCAUUAUACUUAUAUUGGAUUUCUUAUACAUACAUGUUUUGCAUUCUUCUACAGAAAUAAAAGUAUUUUCAAAUGAA
Messenger RNA from Impatiens glandulifera, 1033 nucleotides. Its product is annotated as salicylic acid-binding protein 2-like. The record is from RefSeq and is a predicted model, not a curated record. NCBI's taxonomy places the organism in Eukaryota, Viridiplantae, Streptophyta, Magnoliopsida, Ericales, Balsaminaceae. The coding region runs from base 52 to 825 and encodes 257 amino acids. The transcript is spliced from 3 exons. Gene Ontology annotation, molecular function: methyl jasmonate esterase activity; methyl salicylate esterase activity; methyl indole-3-acetate esterase activity. Gene Ontology annotation, biological process: salicylic acid metabolic process; jasmonic acid metabolic process.